Messenger RNA from Myotis myotis, 2358 nucleotides. RefSeq names its product keratin 80 (gene KRT80). The transcript is spliced from 9 exons. The record is from RefSeq and is a predicted model, not a curated record. Gene Ontology annotation, cellular component: keratin filament. Gene Ontology annotation, molecular function: structural constituent of skin epidermis. Lineage: Eukaryota; Metazoa; Chordata; Mammalia; Chiroptera; Vespertilionidae. Gene Ontology annotation, biological process: intermediate filament organization; keratinization. Bases 35 to 1723 code for a protein of 562 amino acids.
GUCGGGCUGGGAGGUGCCCGCCCUCCUGCAGCUAAUGAGCACUGUACGACAGGUGUUUGCUCCUCAGUCCCCAGCCUGCCCGACCUGCGACGGGAGCCAACUGCCAACGCCGCCCCACAGAGGUUCCCUCGCUCAUCCCUGCACCCGCCCCGCUCCAGGCCCGGGGGCCGCGAUGGCCUGCCGCUCCUGCGUCGUUGGCUUCAGCAGCCUGAGCAGCUGUGAGGUGACUCCAGCGGGCGGCCCCCGGCCUGGGACCUCGGAAUGGGGCAGCUGCGAAGCCCCGAGGCCCGGCUUCAGCUCUCACAGCCUCACUGGCUGCUGGUCAGCUGGCACCAUCCCCAAGGUGACGGUGAACCCCAGCCUGCUGGUGCCCCUGGACUUCAAGGUGGACCCAGCCAUCCAGCAGCAGAAGAACCAAGAAAAGGAGGAGAUGAAGGUUCUCAAUGAUAAAUUUGCCUCCCUGAUUGGCAAGGUGCAGGCCCUGGAGCAGCGAAACCAGCUGCUGGAGACGCGCUGGAGCUUCCUGCAGAGCCAGGGCUCCACUGCCUUUGACCUUGGGCACCUCUACCAGAAGUACGAGGGCCGGCUGCAGGAGGAGCUGCGCACAGUGAGCCAGGAGCGGGGGCAGCUGGAGGCCAACCUGCUGCAGAUGCUGGAGAAGGUAGAGGAGUCUCGGAUCAGGUACGAAGACGAGAUCUCCAAGCGCACAGACAUGGAGUUCACCUUCGUCCAGCUGAAGAAGGACCUGGACACAGAGUGUCUUCGACGGACCGAACUGGAGACCAAGUUGAAAAGCCUGCAGAGCUUCGUGGACCUGAUGAAAACUGUCUACGAGCAGGAGCUGAAGGACCUGACAGUCCAAGUGAAGGACAUGUCAGUGACCGUGGGCAUGGACAGACGCUGCCACAUAGACCUGAGCGGCAUCGUGGAGGAGGUGAAAGCCCAGUAUGAUGCCAUCGCGGCUCGCAGCCAGGAGGAGGCUGAGGCGUACUCCCGGAGGCAGCUGGAGGAGCGGGCCGCCUGCUCAGCCGAGUUUGGGAACAGCCUCCAGAGCAGCCGCAGCGAGAUUGCUGACCUCAAUGUGCGCAUCCAGAAGCUCCGAUCCCAGAUCCUCUCCAUGAAGAGCCACUGCCUGAAACUGGAGGAGAACAUCAAGGAGGCCGAGGAGCAGGGUGAGCUGGCCUUCCAGGACGCCAAGGCCAAGCUGGCCCAGCUGGAGGAGGCCCUGCAGCAGGCCAAGAAGGACAUGGCGCGGCAGCUACGAGAGUACCAGGAGCUCAUGAACACGAAGCUGGCCCUGGACAUUGAGAUCGCCACCUACCGCAAGCUGGUGGAGGGCGAGGAGAGCAGUCCCCAGGCCCCAAUCCCAGAGGAACAUAAGCCACAGGCUCCCUUCACAUCCCUCCCUCGCCCUCCUUUCCCAGGAUGGACUUGGCUCCGGCCGCUGUGGUCAGCACUGUGCAAUCCAGACCCAGGACUGCCCCUUCCCUCCCCCACCCCUUCUGUUCCCUGUAGCUGCCUCCAAGUCCCACCUGGCCAGAGCCCCCUUCCGGAAGAAGAAGAACAGCAGAGGCCCCGUGAUCAAAAUCACCGAGAUGUCAGAGAAGCUCCUCCUGCAGGAGUCAGAGGCCUCCGAGUGAGGCAGCUGGACACCGGGAGCCCAGGUCACCCUGCAGCAGGAGAGACUGGAGCCGGACUCAAGAAAGCUCUUCAGAGCCUCUAGGUUGCAAGGGGAGGCAAACCUGAUUCUGAACUGAGAAGAGUUCAAACAAUGAGUGCUGGGACUGUCCACCAGCUUUUCAAAGUCACGCCACUCGGCAUCAGCAUCUCACAAUCCACCCUUCCAGCCUCUGGCCAGAGGCUUCCUGACGGGGUGAACGGGAAGUGGGGUCAGUUUUAUCUCCACCUCCUCGCUCCUCUGAGACUUCUACUCAGCAGAGGGCUCUGAGCAGGUCCCUUUGACCCUUUGCCCAACCCUUGCCCUGGCCUAAACUCACAUCUCAAGCCUCGCCUCGCCUCAAACUCUGUGCAAGGCUGGUGCCCUCAUUCACCCAGACCCAGCCAUGGACCAGGGACAGUGAGGAUUGCUUAUCCCCCUCCCAGUAUCCGGAGUUUGAGGGGGCUGGGUGCCCUGGCUUUCCUGCACCAGCUGGGCUCCCCAGAGGUCUGACAGUAUUAGGGAGUGAGGGAAGGAGGCUCCCUGGGCGUUUGGGGCCUGAGCCUGGACCUCUGAGAUCAGCCCAGACACCUGUGCCCUCCCUCCUCCUGCAGGAUCCUCCCAGCAGGUCACACAGAAAUGGACAGGCUGCCCAAGCAGCUCCCGGCACCUUCUCCAGAAGCUAUUCUUGCCAUGAUGAA